CCUACCUUCCCCCAGAUCAAGCGGUCUCUCACCUUUUUUCUUUUUUCUUUCCACUCUCAUCUUCAAUCUCAUCUUCACUCCAACCACCACCGCUCGCCUAUUUCAUUACCACCUACCUUACAUUGCUAUUUCAUACCACUGCCAAUCAAGAUGGCUCCAGUCACCAUUUGGAACGAUGAGGCCCGAUCUGACCUUUUGGUUGCGCUUCUGUCGGUCAUCAAGCCCUCUAAAGAGGACUGGGAUCGCGUUCUACCUAUAGUCCAUGCCAAGGGCUAUGUCUACAACGCCAAUGCUGUCACGCAGCACAUCCAGAAGCUCCAGCGCAAGGAGCUUACCGCCGGCGACGGCGGCGACGGUGAGGCAUCUGCCUCCGCCACUCCGAAGAAGGCUGGCAAGAAGGCUGCUACCCCCAAGAAGGCCGGUACCCCCGCUACCCCCAGAAAGCGCAAGACUCCCGCCAAGUCCAAGUUUAAGGUUGAGGAGGCGGAUGAGGAGGACGAGGAGGACGAGCAGAAGGCUCCUCCUCCCAAGAAGCCGUGCACUCCUUCUCGCCCUAGCAUGAAGGACGAGGUCCCUGAGGCCACCAAGACCAAUGGUGCCAAGUUCGUCCCCGUCAACGAGGAGAUCUAGAUUCAUUCUUCGACCCUCAACACUAUCGAUUCGACCACAUCAACAUGGCAUUUCUAGGACGGUUUACUGGCUUUUCUGGAGUAUGAUAUGGGAGGCUUGGAUGAAAGAUACGUGGGGUUUGGCAGCAUUGGAUCUUGAUUUGAAGAUCAAUGGAACUGGCACAGGACUGGAGGUUAUCACCUCAUUGGGCAAUGCAUUUCGAGGCAGGUCAUGAGAUACCUGCGGAUACGGGAAAUUAACACUGAAAAUUGAGAAGAC
Colletotrichum acutatum is the source of this 888-nucleotide messenger RNA. RefSeq lists its product as uncharacterized. Lineage: Eukaryota; Fungi; Ascomycota; Sordariomycetes; Glomerellales; Glomerellaceae. The record is from RefSeq and is a predicted model, not a curated record. Bases 151 to 630 code for a protein of 159 amino acids. The transcript has 3 exons.